Molecule: messenger RNA, 1497 nt
Organism: Diachasmimorpha longicaudata
Lineage: Eukaryota; Metazoa; Arthropoda; Insecta; Hymenoptera; Braconidae
Gene: Uba4
Product: adenylyltransferase and sulfurtransferase MOCS3
Exons: 4
Coding region: 176-1474 (432 amino acids)
Biological process (GO): protein urmylation; tRNA wobble position uridine thiolation
Cellular component (GO): cytoplasm; cytosol
Molecular function (GO): thiosulfate-cyanide sulfurtransferase activity; URM1 activating enzyme activity; adenylyltransferase activity
Source: RefSeq, a predicted model, not a curated record
AUUAUAAGUGAAGAUAAACACAUGUUAUGAAGUUAAAGUACCAGGGAGAGGGAAUAUUUUUUUGUGAGAUGAAGUGUCACCAUUAUUUAUUGAUGUGAAAAUGAUUGAGAUUGGUUACACUUUGUUUUAAUUGUUUGUAUUUGGAACAACUUGGGGUUGAAGAGAGUGGGUAGAAAUGAACGAAGAAGAAUUGAUUCGUGAGAUUACUGAGUUGAAGCGCCUGUUGCGCGAGAAGGAGGAUGCCCUCGCUGAGCUGAGGUUGAAAAAGAUAAUAAUUCCAAAUAAUAAAUUAAAUAAUGAGGAGAUUGGCAGGUACAGUCGACAGAUGUUAAUUCCAGAAAUCGGUGUUGAAGGACAACUCCAGAUAAAAAAUGCAUCAGUUCUUAUUGUCGGUGCUGGAGGACUCGGUUGUCCAUCAGCUCUGUACCUGGCAGGAGCUGGUGUGGGGCACAUUGGUAUCGUGGAUUACGACGAGGUCGAGAUAAACAAUUUACACAGACAAUUGUUAUAUAAAUCUGACGAUAUUGGUACUGCUAAAGUUGAUGCUGCUGCUCAUCAUCUCCUGAGACUCAACGGAAAUCUGAAGGUAACUCCCUACAAGCUCCAACUGGACAGCACCAACGUGCAGAAUAUUAUCAAGGAAUAUGACGUAGUUCUAGAUGCUACUGAUAACGUACCAACAAGAUAUCUCCUGAAUGACGCCUGUGUAUUCUCCGGGAAGCCCUUGGUGUCAGGAGCUGCACUGAAAUUCGAGGGACAGUUGACAGUUUACAAUCAUCGAGGACCUUGCUACAGGUGCAUAUUCCCGAAACCCCCACCUCCUGAGACAGUGACUAAUUGUGGGGACGGAGGGGUUCUCGGUGCAGCUGUGGGUACGAUCGGUCUUCUGCAAGCUCUGGAGACCAUUAAAAUUAUUUUGGGGAUGCCUGAAGUGUUGUCCGGACGAAUGUUACUCUUCGAUGGUCAGCGUUUGUCAUUUAGAAACAUACGUCUGCGAUCGAGAGACCCGGACUGUCUUGUCUGUGGACAGAAUCCCCAAAUAACCGAGCUAUUGGAUUAUGAACAGCUCUGUGGCAGUAAAGCCAAUGAUAAAAGUCCUCGGAUCAAGUUAUUGAAGGAGGAUGAGAGGAUAACUGCAAAGGAAUACGAAAGUAUGAGGAGUUCCUCGCACUUGUUGAUCGACGUGCGAUCACGGGAGGAGUUCGCGAUAUGUAAUUUGGAGGGAUCUGUCAAUAUUCCCUAUUCGGAGAUGCAGAAAAGUGAGGGACUGGAGAGGGCUAAAAAAGUUGUGGAUGAUAAGCUGCAGGACAGCAAUUCCAAUGUUCUUAUAAUUUGUCGUCGAGGGAACGAUUCUCAAAGAGCAGUAGAACUCCUGAAAGCCUCCCUGAACGACACAUCAAAGAAGAUAAAGGAUGUAAUUGGUGGUAUUCACGCUUGGACUCAUGAAGUAGAUGCUACAUUCCCAAUUUAUUAAAAAUAUUGUUUUCCAUAUUUAAA